AUGAAGUCUUGCGAGGUUUUGCUCCUCGUGUUCGUUGCGUUUUUUAUGAUAAACGCAAGUGCUGCAGAGAAAGAAUGCCCAGAAUGGGCAAUCGCUAUUGAAACUGAAGAGGGACGUUUAUGCAUCUGCACCAAAGGCUAUUUUGGAGACACUUGUCAGCUAAACGGUAAGAGCUGCACGAGAGAUCUCGUGAUUGAUUAACUGCUAAUUAAUGAAGUGCGCAUGCGGAAUGGAAUGUUUACGAAUCAUAAAACUUGCAAGCGUCGCAAUUGAGUUCUUAGACAUGCCGAGGUUUUAGAAGAAAAAGCACUUAUUGCGUGAUACACUAUCAAUUGUAACUUCGUCAACUGCCCUACUGCAAGUUUGGUCGAUGCUGGGAUAGGCCUGUUUAUAUUUAGGAAUUCGGAAUAACAAACUGGAAUAUCUCGAGUCAAACCCUGUUAGUUUUCGUACUGUAUUAAAUCGGACAUAAAGGGGACAAUUGUACUGAAGUUGAUAACAAUCUGUUACUCCGUAACGCUUCAAUCAAUAUAAAAGAUUAAUACUUAAAUAAAUGGAUUAAAGAGUAAAAAACCAUAUUUUUUUCAAUAGUAUCCUCUUUGGAGAAGAAUGAGAAGACUUUGAAUCAGAGUGAAGGCAACUGCAGGUUCUGGCAUCAGUGCCUUGCCGGUAAGCAACUACACAGAACAUUUUGUUUUGGUUUGUUGAAACAUCACGUUUACUUAUUUUUCUAAGCCAACCAUUCAAUUCGAAAUUCCAGAUCUUUAUCAAUGCAAAUGAUGUAAAACAAUCGCGUCAUUAGAAAGUCAAUUAACUACAAAUUAAAACGUUAAUUAGAUUAGUAACGUCAAUUCAUUAGUUACGUCAUCAUGUUUUUUCGCCGGAAAAAGAACCAGAGUUGCAUGACCAGGGAGUUAAAGAAGAUAAAAAAGCCUGGGAACGAGGUUGACAAAAGUCUUGCUAUCAAAGAUAGACUUGACACACAAUCGAAAUAUGGAUGAUAAUUUUCAUGUUGUAAUUUGUUUGUUUUAGUUCGUUGGUUCAACCUGAUGAGAUCUUUCAAAGCAUUCUUCAAAGAUUUUGAACAACUCUCCUUCGUAAUUGGCGUAGUGACUGGCGUCGUCGCCUCACCCAUUUUGCGAGCUAUUGUUUACGCUGUUGUCAGGUGAGACACUCAUUAACGUUCGACUCCAUCCAACCUCACACCCAAUUAAAAAUAAAUCGCCAAUUUAUUUCCACUACAUAACCUUCACUAAAUGCUAACCUGUUUAUUUCCAAACCAUAGGCUGUGCAUUCUUUGCAACGGAAAGAAGAUCCGCAAAGAUCAAAGCGAGCUCCGUGCAAGCACUGAAAGCCAGCCUUCUUCUGGCUCAGUGGUCAUUGAAAUGGAGCCACAGCUGCAAGAAUGUCCUGAGGCAUCGAAGGACGAUGGCGCUGACAGUCAGCCGAUAGAUCAGCCACAGGAAGACAAACAGUCAGAACUCCCUGGAGCAGACUGUGCUUCCGAGAGUAUUUCAAAGUGA
Paramuricea clavata is the source of this 1523-nucleotide messenger RNA. Lineage: Eukaryota; Metazoa; Cnidaria; Anthozoa; Malacalcyonacea; Plexauridae. The record is from the annotation of a GenBank genome assembly.